Marmota flaviventris (yellow-bellied marmot) is the source of this 2614-nucleotide messenger RNA. RefSeq names its product sterile alpha motif domain containing 15 (gene Samd15). Lineage: Eukaryota; Metazoa; Chordata; Mammalia; Rodentia; Sciuridae. The record is from RefSeq and is a predicted model, not a curated record. Gene Ontology annotation, molecular function: protein binding.
UGAGGUUGCUAGGAGGCCUAGGCGCGUCCAUUGAACUGCGUAAUGGAGAAAGUCCCAGAAGAUUAUGAUUCUAGUCCUGAUGAAAAUGAGAAGUCAAAGCCUGAGAGGCCUGAACUUCGUAAAUUGUCUGAAAAUGCCGAACCAGACACCAAGACAGAGGCAGGCUACGAGCUAUCCCCAGAAAAUGACCAAGUGCCACAGCCACUAGAAACUGAGAAAGAGGAAGAGUCAGAGAUUGCAAAGAAUGUGCAGCCAAAACCAACCUGGACGUCUGAGGAAGAAAUUCCUAAGGAGAUCGAGGUAGAGCCAUCUAGCCAGACUGAUUUAGGGAUUCCCCAAGUGUUAAAGUCAGAGUCAUUGGGAGAGAUGGGAGACGAGCUUUACAAGGAUUUAGAGGCACCAGACCUAGAGCCACAAGAGGAGGCUAAAUCAGAUGUUACAGAGGAUGUACUCACAGAAUCAGCUUCAGAAACAGAUAUACAGUUACCAGCGGAAACCAAGUCUGAGGUUCCGGGGACCACAAUCAAUAUGACAGGAUUAGAGUUACUAAAGGAGUCUGAACAGGAGGUUCCAGAGGAAUCACUUAGAGAGCAGAAGAAGGAAACAGAUCUAGAGCCUCCAGAGCAGUCCAAACUAGAUUUUUCAAAUGAGAAACCAAAGAAAUCAAUUGAAGAGACAGAUCUACAGCCAACAAAGAUGACCAAACCAGAGAUUCCAGAGGAGACACAAAGAAAGUCAACUGAGCAGUCUAAACCAGAGUUUCCAGACCAGAAAUCAAGAAAGUCUACUGAGGAAGCAGAUCUAAAACCUCCAGAAGAGACUAAACUAGAGGUUCCAGAGGAGAUACAACAAAUGUCAACUGAGGAGAAAGUUCCAGAGCGACUAGAUGAGGUCAAAUCUGAGCUUCCUGAGGAAGAAUUAAGAAAAACAAUUAAUGAAACAAAUCUAAAGCCAUCAGAAAAGACCACAUCACAAGUUCCUAAGGAAACAAAAAGAAAGUCAACUGAGGAAAAGAUUCCAGAGACAGCAGAAGAGACUGGUCUAGUACUACAACAUGAGGUCAAACCAAAUGUUCAAGAGGAGACACAAAAACAGUCAAUUCGGGAAAAAGUUCUAGAACUAUCAAAGAAUACCAAACCAACAGAUCAUAAAGAGAAGCGGAGAAAAUCAAGCAAGAAUAUAGGACUUGCUCCAUCAGAGAAGUCUGAAUCAUGGGAAACACCAAGGGAGUCAACUGAGGAGAAAGGUCUAGAGCCACCAGAACAGUCUAAAUCAAAGUUUCCAAAGAAGGAACCAAGAAAAUCAAUUGAGGAAACAGGCCAAAUGCCACCAAAGAAGACCAAACCUAAAGUUCAAGACAAGACACAAAUGGAGCCAACUGAGGAGGAAAAUCUAAAGUUACCAGAUGAAAUCAAACCAAGAGAGAAACAUUCAGAAUUAUUCAAGGAAGAAGAGCCAGCACCAAUCAAAUCUAAGUAUGCUAUGGAUAAGGAUCAGCUAGAAUACCCCAAGUUUCAAACCAUUAAAGUGUCGGUAGAAGAAACUGACACAACUUUUAAAAAAGACUAUGCAUCUAGACGUCUCACACAAAGUGAAAUGGAAUCAACUAGUACAAAUUAUGAGUAUCCCUCAAAACUUCCAAAACUGCUUCAUCUUGUUGAUAUCUUAGACCUCCCAGAGACUCAGACAGGCUUAAGAAAGGCCUUUAGUGAAAAGAAAAUUAUAGAUUCAGGCCAAGAAUUGAAAGAAACAGCACCUAAAGAUAAAACAUCCCAGCCAAAAGAAAAGGAAACUGCAUUACAAUUCGAAUAUCUUAAAUGGAACCCAGAGAAUGUUGCAGAAUGGAUUAGCCAGCUAGGCUUCCCUCAAUACAAGGAGUGUUUUACCACAAAUUUCAUUAGUGGCCGAAAACUCAUCCAUGUAAAUUGCUCAAACCUCCCUCAGAUGGGGAUAACAGAUUUUGAGGACAUGAAGGUGAUUUCUCAGCAUACACGGGAGCUACUGGGAAUUGAAGAGCCAUUAUUCAGCCGCUCCAUCAGGCUUCCCCAUCGGGACAACAUUGGCCUAUUUUUAGAGCAAAAAGGUCAUACUGGGGUAAAAUCUGACUCCUUGACCUUCUCUGAAUUUGUCAAAACAAGAAGAUUAUGUGAUUAUGAUCCAGAAAUAACUGCCUCUGAAUAAGGCUGUUAACAUUGUACGUAACUAUAGAAGAAAGGUAUUUCACUCACAUUGAAAGAUCAGACAUAAUUACUUGGGAGAAGAGGUGUGGCCUUUUUUAUUUUUCUUCUCUUCUUUUUCAUUAAGGAUCAGAGUUAGAACUGCUGGCUCCAUUCCUAGGUCUUCUGUGAUUCCCAGCACCUUCCCUUUAUUUGUGUUUCAAUUUAGCCCCUCCUUAAAACAAAGAUAGCAAUUCUUCUUGGAUAAUUGUAAGAAUUCCUGAUACAUUCUAAUAAUACACCUGGGUAGUAGGAACAUGCUGGAGGAACUAUAACUAAAAAUAAAAUCUUCUAGCCCAGAUAAUCCUUUCCAUGAAUGUAGAAAAGAAGCCAUUUUAGUGCUCACCAUCUCUAGCAGUCAGAGAAAUGCAAAUCAAAACCACCCUAAGAUACCAUCU